Molecule: messenger RNA, 987 nt
Organism: Phaeodactylum tricornutum CCAP 1055/1
Lineage: Eukaryota; Bacillariophyta; Bacillariophyceae; Surirellales; Neidiaceae
Exons: 2
Coding region: 1-987 (328 amino acids)
Cellular component (GO): membrane
Source: RefSeq, a predicted model, not a curated record
AUGCUGACUAAAAGCGAGGGACGUCUUGGGACUGACGAGAUGGUGCCUUUACACGCUUGCCUUGCACAGUUUGACCUUUGGAUUGCCGCCCUGCAUGACGAUACUCACGAUUGGUCGCAGACAUCACGCUCACAUUGUACCAGCGCCAUACUUUCCGUCCCAGCUUUGCUAUCUCUCAUUCUUUCCAAUAGCAGAACUAGCACAAUUUUAAAGGACAAAGAGCAAAGCAAUCUGGACCCGGUUCUAAAGCUAACCAAUGUUUGCUACGCUGGCAAUACUAUUUCAAACAAGAAAACGCUCACCACGAGCUUGACUGCUGCCGUGGGUGUUGGUGGCUCCUCUGUUUUGGUUGCCAUUGCAGGAUUGGGCUACACCUCGGCCGGUAUUACCGCCGGCAGUUGGGCUGCUUGGAUCAUGUCGGCUGAGGCUGGCAUGGCUGGUGGCGGCGUAGCUACCGGGGGUCUGAGCGCCACUCUACAGAGCGCAGGAGCAGUUGGCCUCAUGGGAGCCGGCUUGGGCCUCACUACAUGUCUCUUUGCGGUAGGAGCUGUAGUGGGUGGUACCGCGGCGAUGUAUACCGUACGACACAACCGGAUGAAUGCAAUUCGACUCGGUACAAUUGCUACAUUGGAUCAGGGCCUCGCAGUAUUCGCCCAUGGGAAUGUCGUUGCGUUGGUGUCGUCCAAGCAUAACCGCAUUUUGAGAUCCGUGUUGGGGAAAGAAAUUGUGCGCUUUAGCCUGUCUGCGAGGCGUUUUAUACGCGUGGUGGAUGAGAACGGUCUUUCGUUGAGUGGAUUGGAGCGAGCCUCGAAUCUGGAACCGACGGGAGGAGAGAUCUUCACCAUUCAAAAAGGCAUCAAUGGCAAUGUUUCCUUCUUUUCACAAAUGACGGGAAGCUUCGUCAGUAUCAAUCAGAAGGGUGUUGUUUCCGCUUUGGCUACUGAGGCUGGAGAAUCCGAGCACUUCAAGGUAUUGGUCUUGAUUUAG